ACAUUUUUUUCUUUUUUUUUUUAAUUCAGUCACCCAUUAUCUUCCCUGUUUCGCCGAUACUUCAGCCGUUGCCGGCGGCGGCUUCCGGUGGUCUCUGUUCUUAUAGAAUAUAGGAAGCUCUCUCCGUAUGUUAUGUUAAUUGAAGUAAAAUAAAAGAUAAAGAGAUGUCGUUAUUACGAAGAAGAAAAGCACCUGAAAAUGAAAUUCAACCGGAUGUGGAGCCAAAGCUUGAUGCGGAAGAAGACGAUAAGAAGAGUAGGAAGAAGAAUGUGAAGUCUGGAAAGAAGAAGAAAUGGUCGUGUAUCGAUAAUUGCUGUUGGUUCGUAGGAUGCAUAUGUUGUGUGUGGUGGAUUUUGUUGUUUUUAUACAAUGCUAUGCCGGCGUCGUUCCCGCAGUAUGUUACGGAGGCGAUUACAGGCCCGUUACCUGAUCCACCGGGCAUCAAGUUGCAGAAGGAAGGGUUGAAGGCUAAGCAUCCGGUGGUAUUUAUUCCUGGAAUUGUCACGUGUGGACUUGAACUGUGGGAAGGACAUCAGUGUGCUGAAGGAUUGUUUCGGAAGCGGCUUUGGGGCGGGACUUUUGGAGAAGUGUACAAAAGACCACUAUGCUGGGUGAACCACAUGACAUUAGAUAAUGAAACUGGGAUGGAUCCUCCUGGUAUUAGAGUUAGGCCAGUUAGUGGACUUGUUGCUGCAGAUUACUUUGCUCCAGGAUACUUUGUCUGGGCAGUUUUGAUUGCUAACUUGGCUCGAAUUGGAUACGAGGAGAAAACCAUGUAUAUGGCUGCAUAUGAUUGGAGGCUUGCCUUUCAGAACACCGAGGUGCGAGACCAGACCCUAAGUCGGAUAAAAAGCAAUAUAGAACUGAUGGUUGCAACCAGUGGCAAGAAGGCAGUAAUUGUUCCACAUUCCAUGGGGGUUGUAUACUUUUUGCAUUUUAUGAAGUGGGUGGAGGCACCAGCUCCUGUGGGUGGUGGUGGUGGACCCGAUUGGUGCGCCAAGCACAUUAAAGCUGUGAUGAAUAUUGGUGGGCCAUUGCUAGGUGUUCCAAAAUCUAUAGCUGGCCUUUUCUCAGCUGAAGCACGGGAUAUUGCUGUUGCCAGGGCUCUGGCUCCAGGUGUUCUGGACACGGAUAUGUUCCAUCUUCAAACAUUAGAGCACAUAAUGAAGAUGUCACGAACCUGGGAUGCAACCAUGUCAAUGAUACCAAGAGGAGGGGACACGAUCUGGGGCGGUCUUGAAUGGUCACCCGAGGAAGGCUAUUCUCCUUGCAGAAGUAAGUCCAGAGACGAUGCUGCUCAGAAUUCAGGACAUCACGAGAAUCAAACUACAGAUUCUAAAGCAAAAUAUUACAGUUAUGGAAGGAUGAUGUCCUUUGGAAAGGAUGCAGCAGAAGCUCAUCCAUCAGAUCUUAAGAGGAUUGACUUCAGGGAUGCUGUUAAGGGCAGUAAUGUUGCAAAUAACACCUGUGAUGUGUGGAACGAGUACCAAGACAUGGGUGUUAGUGGCACUAAAGCAGUGGAAGAGUACAAGGUUUAUACAGCUGGAGAGAUUGUGGAUUUGCUCAACUUUGUUGCCCCGAAAAUGAUGGCCCGUGGUAAUGCUCACUUUUCAUAUGGGAUAGCUGAUGAUUUGGAUGAUCCUAAGUAUUCACACUACAAAUAUUGGUCAAAUCCAUUGGAGACAAAGUUACCAAAUGCUCCUGACAUGGAGAUCUAUUCACUGUAUGGAGUUGGCAUUGAAACUGAAAGAGCAUAUGUUUACAAGCGGAUACCUACAGCAGGAUGCAAUAUUCCAUUCCAGAUUGAUACUUCAGCUGAUGAUAAUGAUGAAGGUAGCUGCUUGAAAUCUGGUGUUUACACGGUAGAUGGUGAUGAGACUGUGCCUGCAUUAAGCGCAGGAUUCAUGUGUGCAAAAGGAUGGCGAGGAAAAACUAGAUUUAAUCCCUCUGGUAUCAAAACUUAUAUAAGGGAGUAUUUUCAUGCUCCCCCUGCAAACCUUCUUGAGGGUCGUGGUACACAGAGUGGUGCACAUGUUGAUAUAAUGGGAAAUUUCGCUUUGAUAGAGGAUGUAAUGAGAGUUGCUGCUGGUGGAACAAGUAAAAACUUGGGAGGUGAUCAAGUUUACUCAGAUAUCUUCAAGUGGUCUGAGAAGAUCAAUUUACGUUUGUGAUUAUCUGUCGAAACUCACCAGUUUCAUUGUGUCAACAUACCAGCUUGACAUGUUAUUUAUGAACUUACAUACCCUUUCCACUGGAUGCCAUUCAAAUAUUCAGAAAUGAACAGGUAUUUUUCCAGAUAUAGUGCAGGAUUUAUUACUUCCGGUGGUGUAAAUUGUAACAUUAACGCAGCUCAUCUCGCUAUGCAACAACAAAGAAUAAUAGGUGUGUAGUAGGGAUUGAGUUUGAUGUUGUACCAUUAAAGCUUAUAAUUAGCAGUGUAAGUGAAAGCUGUCGUACUACAGGUGUUCAUCCUCUACAUUUUAUUUGUCCAUUUCGACUUUUUA
Molecule: messenger RNA, 2504 nt
Organism: Solanum lycopersicum (tomato)
Lineage: Eukaryota; Viridiplantae; Streptophyta; Magnoliopsida; Solanales; Solanaceae
Product: phospholipid:diacylglycerol acyltransferase 1
Biological process (GO): lipid metabolic process
Cellular component (GO): cytoplasm
Source: RefSeq, a predicted model, not a curated record